Molecule: messenger RNA, 2099 nt
Organism: Adineta ricciae
Lineage: Eukaryota; Metazoa; Rotifera; Eurotatoria; Adinetida; Adinetidae
Source: the annotation of a GenBank genome assembly
AAACUAAAAAGAAUCUAUUAGAUGAUUCGUUAUCGUCGGUCUCGUCUUGUGGUAUUCAAACGUCUGAGAAGAAAAAGUCCUCAACAGGUAUUCCGCGUUCCUCGUCACCAAUCCAAUCGAAAUCAACGUCAUUAAAUAAAGACACAUCAUCAUCUUCAUCCGUUGAACAUCAAACUCGUUCAAUUAAGAGUACUCUUCUUACUGAACUUCUUCAAACUGUGAAGAAGUCACCACCAACGAACGAAACAGAAGUCGAAGCACCGAAAGUAACCUAUCAAGUCCAGAAAAUUGACCCACUUUCUGCUCCAAAACCAAUCCAUAAGGAUCGUAUCAACGAAUUUGCUUCACUUCUUUCAUCAUCUGUUCACUUGGCUCAACCACGCGCUGAGAAGAAACCAACCACCACAUCAAAAUCCCAAACUAAACGUUCGGAAGGUUCUACCUACUCAUCAACUCUUCCAUCUGUUAACAGUAAUCGUGAAUCCUAUCAUUCCACACAACCCAAUCAUUCCGAUGAAAGCCAAGAGAAGAAACAUAUCGAUGCACGUUAUAACGAAAAAUUAGACGAUCGUGGAUCAAUUAAAAUUAAAACUGCCAAUAUAAAAGCGUUAUUCGAACAGAAAAUAUCCGAUACAAACAAAACAUUAUCCCAAUCCAACGAACACCUACUACAGACGCCCGAAACAAAACAUAAUCAUAAAAAAGUACCGAUUAGUUAUGGAAGUUUGAAACGAAACCUACCGGUUUAUCAACCAACAUCGCCAAAUAAUAACACUAGACGACAAUCAUAUUCCGAAAAUUCAAACAUGAAUAAGUAUAACGAUCAUACUGCCACAACUAAAGACGUUGUCAUCGAAGAAAAACAGCUUGAAAAUAAUCACACUCGUCAUGGAACUGUUGAUCAAAUCGUAUAUUCAACAAGCGAUUCGUCGAUGAAUUCGUCAAGUUCGCCAAGCAAUAUGUACUAUUCCGAAUCAUUAAUUGCGCGAGAAAUACGUGAGACCAAAGAAAAGGAGGACGAAUUAAAACGACAACGUAAAAAAUGUGGCUUCUCUGACGAUGGAUCCACUACAAUGUCUCACUCCAUUAAUGAAUCUAUUAAAUCGGAAUCUCUAUCUUCAUCAACGACACAACCUGUUCGCAGUACUUCCUUCAUGUCCAAUUUAGACUUUUUUGCAUCUAAAUCCAACAACUCCAAUCUUGACUCCCAAGCAACAAUAUCAUCGCCACGUCGUUCGAUUACUUCGUCACAAAAUCUUGUUUUCGAACCACAUGAAGAUUUCAAACAAAUGAGCAAUGUUGUUUCUCAAGAAUUAACCCGUUUUAGCGAAAAUGGUAUGCCUAUUCUUCGUACAAGCUCAACAAAUGGAAUGCUUCCUCGUUCCGUAUCCAAUCAAAACAUCCUUACAGCACACAAUACCAACAAUAUAGUCCAACGUGAAAUCGAAGCUAUACGUGCAAAAGAACGAGAACUCCGACAAUUAGGUCGUAUCCAACAUACAAGUGACGAGCAUGCUGAUCCACGAAAGUAUCAAGAAUUUGUUUCAACAUUACCCAAAAGUCAAUCGUCUCAAGCAAUUUCUACAAGCAAAACACGCCGUGAUAGUGAGAACCAGCACGUAUUACGCCCUCAAGGACCAAUCACACCAGCAAUGAAUGGACAUUCAAAACCGAAGAUUAAUACCAAUUCUAAUAAUUUAUCAUUGUCAGCUGUGCGAAAUAAAUUUUCAAGUCCAAAUACAAACUCAGUUGCGCCUAGUGCUGGUCCUGCUGCUAAAAUCGUUGAUUAUUCCAAGGUAUCAUCGAUUGAUAGAUUGAAAUUUGAAAAACGACAAUGUCAAGCGAGAGAACAAGAAUUAAGAAAACAACGUAAUUCUAUUAGUGGCAGUUCAUCAUCAACCAAUACGACAGUUAAUGGUGAUUCGGGCAAUGUUUCUCAAGAAGAACAUGACGAUGAUCAAGAACGUUAUUUUGAUAAAAUUGAACGAAUGAAACGAACAGAAAAUGAAAAAGCUCAAGCACCGCUCAUUCGUCCAGUAAAGAAGCUUGACAUGUCACAAAAAUGGGAACAAAUGAUGGCGCAUAAAAUCGAUGAUUAA